Haliotis rufescens (red abalone) is the source of this 1679-nucleotide messenger RNA. RefSeq lists its product as uncharacterized. The record is from RefSeq and is a predicted model, not a curated record. Lineage: Eukaryota; Metazoa; Mollusca; Gastropoda; Lepetellida; Haliotidae. The coding region runs from base 657 to 1679 and encodes 340 amino acids. The transcript is spliced from 2 exons.
GUAGAUAACUGUUUAAUUAUUGAAAUGAAUAUCAAUAAUAUAGUAGUUAAAAACAACUACAUGGUCAGCAUGUGUUAGGAACCCAAGACACACCAUGCCGGACCACCAAGCCAUAUAGCAUGUCGCUUUGUUAUAAUUGCAGGACUCAUCAUAAAUAAAACAUCAGCCCAGAACGAGAACUUUGUUGUUCCUGUGACAUUAUGGCGCCCAACGUGGGGCUGAUGUAGGAAUGAAGACCUGUGGCUUGUGUGGCCGUGACGUCAUCGUAUCCCUGUGGUUGUAAUCACAGCAGCUGCAGUCUCCGCAUGGAUGGAGCAAUUCUUUUCUCGUGCUGAGAUAUUCAGUUGGAAGUGGUAGGGCCCGUACCCCAUGGGGAAAUUAUGAUUGACAUCGCCGGCAUCAUGUGUACACUCGCGUUAUCGCGUUCGCGUUCCAAAGUUGGUUGUUGUUCUUUUGGUUUUCUUUUUUCUUUUUGUGCCAGGACAAUAACUUUCUGUUCAGGGACUUCGCUGAGGUGCAAGUGACUUUAUACUUUUCAUUGUGUUUACUUGACAUUGUGAUGUCAGCAUGUGACUUUGCAUUACCUUUGCUAGAUAAUUUUGUCAGCAUGUGACAUUGUUCUAGUCGGCAAAGUGAAGAUUGUGUUUGUUGCAGCCAUGGCUACUGGUGGGAAAGAGGACUGGGAAGGCUUGAAGGAGGAAGAGGGACACAUUGGCCGUGAGGAUCUCCAGAAAAUGAUCAGGUUUAUGGAAACAUCUGGCUACCGUGUGCUUCCACCAAGUUCAACACCUCACCAGGUGGCAAGUCAUUCCUUUUCUUCUUCACCUAGUACACAUUAUGUGCAGCCACCUCGUAUUUCAACAUUUUCUGGCAGUGAUGCUAAGGGGGAAUCAUCCUUCGAGAGUUGGGUUUUUGAGGUCAAAUGCUUGCUUAGAGAUAGAGAUUAUCCCACUUCCAUCCUAACUCAGGCUGUUCGGAAAUCUCUUAAAGGGGAGGCUGGAAAAGUUGUUCUCUUACUUGGAGAAUCUGCCUCAGUUGAGGAAAUCUUGGCUAAACUGGAUAGCAUAUAUGGUGUCGUUAGUUCAGCUGAUACACUUCUUCAGGAUUUUUUCACUGAUUGUCAGAAGGAUAGUGAGUCCGUGGCAACGUGGGCUUGUAGGCUUGAGGACACAUUGAUGAAAGUUAAGAUGAAGGGCGACUUCAUAAAUGAAGGAUCCGGGGAUUGCAUUCUAAAGACAAAGUUUUGGAGUGGUUUAAAAAAUGACAGGCUUAAGGAUGCCACGCGUCACAAAUUUGAUGAUUGUACAGAUUUUGAUUCUCUGCUUCGUGUUGUUCGAGAAACAGAACAAGAGCUCACUGGGUCUAAUAGGGUUAAGGACUCUAAACAGAAGAAGCCUCAAGUUCAUUCUCAGGUUGUUGAUGCAGAUAUAUCUCAAUACUUGAAGGAUAUUAUCAAGAGAUUAGAGAACUUAGAGAAAAAUCAGAUAAGUUCAAAUCAACAUAAAUCAUCAAAAUUGGAGAAGGAUGUUGGGGAGAUUGUAACUAGAUUAACAAAACUUGAGUCCAAAGUUGGAAAAGUUACUCAAUCUGGUAGUAACUCUGGAAAUUCUAGUUCGUGUUGUAGUGGCCAGGGUCGUGGUAGAGGUAUGGUCAGUAACCGGGCUUUAAACCAGUCUUGA